This is a messenger RNA of Ananas comosus (pineapple), 2098 nucleotides long. Its product is annotated as B-box zinc finger protein 20-like. The coding region runs from base 338 to 1249 and encodes 303 amino acids. Gene Ontology annotation, molecular function: zinc ion binding. NCBI's taxonomy places the organism in Eukaryota, Viridiplantae, Streptophyta, Magnoliopsida, Poales, Bromeliaceae. Gene Ontology annotation, cellular component: nucleus. The record is from RefSeq and is a predicted model, not a curated record. The transcript is spliced from 4 exons. Gene Ontology annotation, biological process: photomorphogenesis; regulation of DNA-templated transcription.
UAUACUAGGGCCGAGGAUUUUGAGUUUCAAUCCGAUUAGACUUUUAUUCGAAUUGAUUUUUUUUUCUACUUAAGUAUUGCUGAGUGUCGAAAAUGUCUCGAAUUUAGAAGUGAGAAGAUAGAAUACAUGCAUUGAGUAGCAUGUUAUGUAGCACCACUAUCCUCUAGUUUAUUCCAACUUCCUCUCCCCCACACCAACCCCACUUGAUCGUUUUCCUAAGCUAGGCCUCCAUUGACCAACACCCACACUUUCUCUCUCUCUCUCUCUCUCUCUCUCUCUCUCUCUCUCUCUCUCUCUCUCUCUCUCUAUUGCUGCAUACGAAGAAGGAGGCCAGGAGAUGAAGAUACAGUGCGACGUGUGCGGCGGCGCGUCGGCGACGGUGUUCUGCUGCGCGGACGAGGCCGCGCUGUGCGACGGGUGCGACCGGAGGGUCCACCACGCGAACAAGCUCGCGGGGAAGCACCGCAGAUUCUCGCUGAUCGACUCUCCGUCGUCUUCGCCUCCGCCACCGUCCGGCAAAGCCGACCCGCUCUGCGACGUGUGCAAGGAGCGGCGCGGCUUCGUGUUCUGCCAGGAGGACCGGGCAAUCCUGUGCCGCGACUGUGACGAUCCAAUACACAGCGCGAACGAUCUCACGAUGAGGCACAACCGGUUCCUGCUCACCGGAGUCCGGCUCUCUACGGCUCCGAUUACUCCCUCCCCUUCUUCGUCUUCGCCAGAGUCUAAUUCUAGAUCUCCGGGAGACGAGAAGGUUGUUGGUAAUACAAAUAGUAAAAAUAGCACUGCUAAUGCUAAGCAAGAUAAGAAUUUGGCCGCAGAGGGGAGCAGCAUCUCGGAGUACCUCACUAAGGUUUGCCCUGGCUGGCACGUCGAGGACCUUCUGAUCGAUGGCGACGAUAUUGUCGUCGGUGGCUUCUCGAAGGAGAAAGAGCUAACGGCUUUCCAGCGGGCGGAUCCGGACGGCAGCAGCGGCAGCCUGAACUCGGCGGGGGCGACGGAGUUCCCCAAGUGGGCCCCACUGGUACCCCAGCUCCCGCCGCUUCCAUCGGAAAUUCCCGCCAUACGAAACGGCAGCGCCGGUACCGUCACGGUAUCUUCGCAGUGGACGGGCCCCAAGGAGCUGAGCCCAAGCUACGACAUCGGGGAGAGAGUCGGGCGCGAGCGGUGGAGUGUCGACGACGCCGUGACGGUGCCUCAGAUCUCCCUGGCUCCUUCCAGCAAGAGAACAAGAACACCUGUUUGCAGAUAAUCCACCUCCAUCAGAACUAGGCUUUGGAACAUCACCAAUCAUCUUCCCUUGUCAAUGGCCCCUGUUGACAUGUCCUCAACUUUGCUUGCAUUGACAACCUGUGGGCCAUCAAAAUUAAAGUGUUCUCUCCCACAAGGUACCUCCCCAGACCCUAGAAAAUUGCCCACAUACUCUUGUUUUAUUUUUUUUUCUUUUCUUUUCUUUGCUUUUCACAUUAUUGGAUUCUUGGGAUCAAGAUAAUGCACCAACCAAUAAUAAGAAGACAACACAAACAAUGGUCCCCCAUCCUUUUUUUUUUAAAAAAAAAAGAUGUUCUAGACAGAUCCAAUGCUUUGUCAAUUGAUUUUAAAUAUUUUGCAAUUGAAUUAGGACUACAAACUGUUAAAAGAUUCAAUAAAUAAAUUUUAUUUUUAUAAAGUAUUUAGUUUUCUGUAUUGAAACUUCUACGACAGUAAAAAGCAGAAACAUUAUUUUGAAACUAGAAUUAGAAUCUUUAAUUUGAGGCUUCUAUUUGCGCUUUGAGCUAUCAUUCGCUAGUAGUUUUCUCUGACUAAUAAUACCUAUGAUUCUAUAUGUAAGCAAAUUUUUGUACAUGAUAAGUUACUAAAAAUAUUUUAGUAUCACUUUUCAAACGGCACUUUGUUAAAGAGCAUCACGCAAAUACCAUUCAUUUGGCACAUUUGAAGGAUACAUAAUUGAGUCUCCACCUAAACCUGAGCAAAAAAACAUAACAAAGGUUUAUUCCCCUGCAAUUGGACUCGACAAACCACAAACAAUCCAACUCUUCUUCUAACAAUAGAGAAUAAAUUAAAACCUUCAAUUAAACCAAAUUGAUCAACAAAAAAAAAA